AUGGCAGCCCCCAAGGACAGCGAAAAGGCGCCCGAUGCCCAUCGCGAACUUCCAUCAAAGGAGACUGUUCAGAAAGCCGGCGAGCAUAUGAUCAAAGACGAAACCGGUAACGAAAUCGCCUUCAAGACCCUCUACGCCGACAAGCCCGCCGACGAACGUCAACUGAUUGUCUUCGUUCGCCACUUCUUCUGCGCCCGCGACCUGCCUUUGGACAAAUUAGCGGCCGCGAAAACAACCCUCACAAUCAUCGGCUGCGGUGAGCCGGUCUGCAUCGAGGACUGGCGAAAACGUACGGGAUGUCCCUACAAGAUCUAUGCCGAUCCGAAGCGUCAGCUGUACAGCACGCUCGACAUGUUGGCCGGCUUCAAAGCCAUGCCGGACGAAAUGCCCGAGUACCACUCGAAGAGCCUGUUCGGUGUGAUCAAGACGUCAUCGUGGAAUGCUUUGACCUCGGGGCCGAAGAAGAUGCUGAGUGGUGGACCGGCGUAUCAGCAAGGUGGAGACUGGCUCUUCCAGAAUGGAGAGGUCAAGUGGGUGCACAGAAUGAGGAAUUCCGCUGAUCAUGCCGAGACGAGCGAGCUGAAGGAGGUCCUGGGAGUGGUGGCCUGA
Zymoseptoria tritici IPO323 is the source of this 609-nucleotide messenger RNA. RefSeq lists its product as uncharacterized. The record is from RefSeq and is a predicted model, not a curated record. The transcript is spliced from 4 exons. NCBI's taxonomy places the organism in Eukaryota, Fungi, Ascomycota, Dothideomycetes, Mycosphaerellales, Mycosphaerellaceae. Bases 1 to 609 code for a protein of 202 amino acids.